AUGUCGUCUUCGCCAGAGAAACUAUCCGAAAAGUCUUUAGGCGUCGAGGCUGAACCUUUCGACCUUGAAAAGACUCUUCUGGACUUCAAAAAGAGGUGCGCUGAUGCAGGAAUUCACACUCGCGAGCUGGGGGUUGCGUUCGAAAACCUCCAUGUUGUCGGGUUGGGAGAGACCGCAUCGCACCAGGAAACCCUCGGCUCGGUCCUCAACCCACUUGGAAUCGUUGAGGCCGUCCAGAGUAGCCGCCAUCCCUCUAUUCGCGACAUCUUGAACGGGUUUGAAGGGGUCGUCCGACCAAGCGAAAUGUUACUCGUUUUGGGUCGCCCUGGGUCGGGGUGCAGUACUUUCCUCAAGUGCCUGAGUAAUAGACGCGAGGAGUAUCAUGCGGUCGAAGGUGAGGUCUUCUAUGACGGCCUCCUUCCCGAGAUGGUCGAGAAACAUCAUCGGGGUGACCUUCACUACUGUCCUGAGGACGACAUCCACUUCCCUACCCUAACGGUCAAGCAAACCAUUCGUUUCGCCGCUCGCAUGCGAGCCCCACGGCAACGCCUCGGCUACUCGAGAGAAGACUAUGCCGAUGGUGUCACGGCUACCUUGCUCAAGUUAUUCGGUCUUCACCAUGCUAGGAACACGCCGAUUGGAGACGCUGUCGUGCACGGAAUUUCUGGCGGGGAGAAGAAGCGAGUCUCACUCUGCGAGGCGUUGGCCGGCCGUGCAUGUGUCACUGCUUGGGACAAUUCGACUCGUGGCCUCGAUGCCUCGACUGCUCUUGAGUUUGUGCAGACCAUACGAACGGCGACAGAUACGAUGCAGCUCACGACUAUCAUGUCACUGUAUCAAGCAAGUGAAAACAUAUACGAACUAUUCGACAAGGUCUGCGUCAUCUACGAGGGCAAGAUGGCGUACUACGGUCCCGCCAAUGCCGCGCGAGAGUACUUCAUCAACCUUGGAUACGAGCCUGCCAACCGACAAACUACUGCCGACUUCCUCGUCGCUGUCACCGACCCCAAAGCUCGAUCCCCUCGCCAGCUCAACGCCCCCAUCCCCCGCAGCGCCGCUGAGUUCGCUGCAGCCUUUCUCACCUCUAAGCUCGGCAUGGAGAACAAGCAAGAUAUUGCUGCCCAUCGCCGCGAGUUCAUUAGCUACCCCGACAAGAUGAUGGACUACAAGCGUAGUUCCUGCGACGAGCACGAAAAGUUCGCGCGGCCCGCGUCGCCAUACAUCCUUCGUCUGACGGCACAAGCCAGGGAGGUCGUGAUCAGGCGCUUCCAGAUCUUCCGCGGCGCGCUGCUGAUCACGGGGAUGAAUCUAUUCGCGUUCGCGUUCCAGGGUAUCAUCAUGGGGACCGUGUUCUUAAAGGCCCCACAGACGACUGCGGCCUUCUUCUCGCGCUCAAGUGUACUCUACUUCGCGUUGCUCUUUUCUGCUUUGAUGGCCAUGUCCGAAAUCCCAGCGCUUUUCACCCAACGUCCAAUCGUGUUGAGGCACCAGCAUUGGGGAAUGUACCACCCGUUCAUCGAGGCCGUUGCUUUGACUCUGGUCGAUCUACCCGUCAGCUUCGUGACCUCUGUUGUGUUUGGUGGAUUACUCUACCUGAUGGUGGGGCUCCAGAAGACGGCGGGACAAUUCUUCAUCUUCUUCCUAUUCCUCCUUUUCAUGGGAAUCAUUAUGAGGGCAUACUUCCGUGCGUUGGCCGCCGCUUGCAAAUCAGAGGCCGCUGCGCAGACACUUGCUGGAAUAUCCGUUCUGGCACUGUCGAUGUACACGGGCUACUCCAUGCCGGAAGAUUCGAUGAUAUGGGCCUUGAGGUGGCUUAUCUACAUCAAUCCCUUCAAAUACGGUUUUGACUCCUUGAUGACGAACGAGUUCCAUAGUUUAAAUGGAACCUGUACCAAUCUUGUACCGCAAGGGCCGAGCUACGAGAACGUUAGUCUCGCGAACCAGGUGUGUGCCGUUGUUGGCGCACUACCUGGAGAACCCACUGUCCAAGGCGGCCGUUUCCUAGAACUCUCGCUAGGAUACACCUACAAUCAUCUCUGGAGAAACUUCGGCAUUCUGUGCGGGUUUGGUGUUGCCUUCAUAGGCGCACUUCUCAUCUUUACCGAAAUCAACACCAAAGUGUCGGGCUUCUCUGCCGUAACGCUUUACAAGCGUGGUACGAAAUUAGACGACGAACCAGACGCACCUGCGGCGACAGAUAUCGAGAAAAACAGCGAUAAGGAUGCGCACUCCAGAGUGCUGGACCACAGCCGGAACGCUUCCACCCUUCUCGCGGAUGAAGCGCGGGGAGAUGAUAUCUUUUCAUUCGUCCAUGUGGGUUACACGAUUCCGGUUUCCGAUGGGCAGGCGAAGCGCCUUCUAGACGACGUCUCCGGGUAUGUCGCUCAUGGAAAACUGACCGCGCUGAUGGGAGAAUCUGGGGCGGGGAAGACCACCCUACUAAAUGUCUUGGCGCAACGUGUUGACGUCGGCGUCGUGACCGGGGACCGCUUUAUCAACGGUCAGGCGCUUCCGCAGGAUUUCCAAUCCCAAACGGGAUACUGCCAGCAGCUGGAUACACAUCUCCCGAGGACGACCAUCCGCGAGGCAUUGUUAUUUUCUGCCCAGUUACGACAGCCAACGUCGGUGCCUCUCUCAGAAAAGGAAGCCUACGUCGAUAAAUGUCUCCACAUGUGUGGCCUCUGGUCGCACCGCGACGCCAUGGUGGGUUCUCUCAACGUAGAAUUCCGUAAGAGGACCACGAUCGGAGUAGAAUUGGCGGCCAAGCCGAGGUUGCUGCUUUUCCUGGAUGAACCCACGUCAGGACUCGACUCCCAAAGUGCAUGGAAUAUUGUGGCGUUCUUACGCAGCCUCGCCGACCAAGGGCAAGCAAUCUUAUGCACGAUUCAUCAACCUUCGGCCGAGCUUUUCCAGAUGUUCGACAAGCUUCUUUUGCUCCAAAAGGGUGGCCAGACAGUCUACUUCGGUGAUUUAGGACACAACUCGACGACACUACUUCAGUACUUCGAACGCAACGGCUCGCGACACUGUGGUCCUGGGGAGAAUCCCGCUGAGUUCAUGCUCGAUGUUAUCGGCGCCGGUGCAACAGCCACAAGUAGUCAGGAUUGGUAUCAAACCUGGAGGAAGUCCCCCGAGUUCGAAGCGACUCUGCACGACAUCGAGGAAAUCCACAAGAUAGGAAGGAACCGGCCUGCGGUCGAGACCACCUUGAGGACCGAGUUCCCCACGUCGUGGAAGACCCAAGUCGUCGAACUCAUCAAGCGCGGCGCUUCUGAUCACUAUCGCAACUCGAUUUAUCUAUCCUCGAAACUCGUCUUGAACAUAUUCGGUGGGCUGUUCAUCGGAUUCUCGUUCUUCAAGGACGAAGAUAGCCUCCAGGGCGUUCAGAACAAGCUGUUUUCAAUUUUCAUGGGAACGAUAUUGAGUGUCCCGCUUGCUAACCAGCUGCAAAUCCCGUAUCUCGCGACUCGUCGCGUCUACGAGAUUAGGGAGCGACCUAGCCGCAUGUAUGGCUGGACGGCCCUGAUCACGUCUCAAAUCCUGGUAGAAAUCCCUUGGAACAUCCUGGGCUCCUCGCUGUAUUUCAUCACUUGGUACUGGACCUCCCAUUUCCCGAACGACAGGGCUGGCUACGCGUAUCUCCUUAUCGGUGUCAUCUUCCCGUUGUACUACACCACGAUUGGCCAAGCUUUCGCGAGCAUGGCCCCGAACGCUGAAAUAGCUGCUCUCAUCUUCGGUUUCCUCUUCUCGUUUGUUAUCACAUUUAACGGAGUCAUGCAGCCGUACCGUGAGCUUGGGUGGUGGAAGUGGAUGUACCGCCUAUCUCCCUACACGUAUCUCAUUGAGGGAGCCGUUGGCGAAAUAAUGGGACGCCGCAGUGUACGCUGUUCGCCCAUCGAGUUCGUCAACUUGAAUCCACCUAGCGGGCUCACCUGCGGCCAAUAUAUGGCGAACUUCAUCUCCUUUGCUGGCGGGUACCUUACGAACCCCGACGCGUUAAGCGACUGCCAAUUCUGCAGCCUCGAAACGACAGAUCAAUUCCUCGGCAGCGGCUUCAACAUCUUCUACGACCACAGAUGGCGUAAUUUAGGGAUCAUGGCUGCUUUCAUUGUUUGCAACGUACAUGAUUCAACUUACUCUUGCUGUGUCGAUGUCGACUGA
Cyclocybe aegerita is the source of this 4161-nucleotide messenger RNA. NCBI's taxonomy places the organism in Eukaryota, Fungi, Basidiomycota, Agaricomycetes, Agaricales, Hemipholiotaceae. The record is from the annotation of a GenBank genome assembly.